CUAGUUCUAUUUGAGUUUUACAUGCGUUUUCUGUUUGUAAAAGGAAUGUAACAGUGUUUAUAAAGAAUUAAAUAAUGUAUUAAAUUGUUAGAUAUGAAGUUUUAGAGCUUCUAUAAAAAAUUUUGGAAUUAUUUAUGAUUUCUCUUAUUAAUAUAACAUUAGUGUCAGUAUUUAUCAUUAGAAAUUAAAGGAACUCGUCUCGGAAGAUAUAUUUUUAGGACGUUAACGUUAGCCUGAACCUUUACAGGCGAAACUUAUCGAAAAGGGUCGAGAUCAACGGUGACUUCCGGUGGUGAAAAGUCUUUGCUAUCUCACCAUCUGUACACCGUGUUUCCAGAGUUGGCAUUUGAAAUGCCUGUGCGUAGACAAGGUGAAGCCCAUCAGGCUUUGGAGCUGUUAGAAGAAUAUCAUUGUAAACUAACAAGUCCUCAAGAUAAGCAACUGAGAAAUGCUAUUGAACGUGUUAUCAGAAUUUUCAAAAGUAGACUUUUUCUAGCCUUGUUAGAUAUUCAGGAAUUCUAUGAAAUGACACUUCUAGACGACAACAAAAGUGUUCAGCAGAAGACUGCAGAAACUUUACAGAUAGCUUGUAAAUGGGAGAACAGUCCGCCGAUUACAGGACUGAAUAACGAGAAAUGCAGGUACAGGGACGAAGAUUUUCCAAUUUCAACAGCUUCUGGUGAUUACAAAUAUUUCUCCAAUCUAGAUGGUUUCCCAAGAAGUUUGGUGGAGAAGGCGCUAUCGGUGUCCGAUUACUACGGCAGUAACGUAUCGAACUCGCCGAGAAAAAGUAACGAAAGCUACCAUGCUCAAGAUAGUGAUCAGGCACAAACUCCACUGUUAGAAUGGGGAGGCAGUGGGGAAAGCUAUACAAAUGGUGAAGAGGACUGGGAAUAUGAAGAAAUAACACUAGAAAGGGGAGGAGCAGGGUUAGGGUUUAGUAUUGCUGGAGGAAUUGAUAAUCCACAUGUUGAUGAUGAUCCAAGUAUUUACAUCACCAAACUUAUUCCUGGGGGUGAAGCAGCUGUGGAUGGAAGGCUACAGGUAGAUGACAUAAUACUGAAAGUAAAUGAAGUAGACUUGGUUGAUGUGUGUCAUUCCAUAGCUGUAGAGGCAUUAAAACGGGCAGGGAAUACUGUUCAUUUGUUUGUGAAGAGGAAGCGACCUCAUCAAAGUUAUGUUUUAGCAAUAGAACUAGUUAAAGGGAACAAAGGUCUCGGAUUUAGUAUUGCAGGGGGAAUAGGCAAUCAGCAUGUAGUAGGAGACAACGGAAUUUACAUUACUAAAAUUAUGGAAGGAGGAGCAGCUCAUCUAGAUGGUACACUGAAAGUAGGAGAUAAACUGAUUGCUGUCAAUGACAGAAACUUAGAUAAUGUAACUCAUGAAGAAGCUGUUGCUACUUUGAAAGCUACUUCUGACCAUGUAGUCCUCACAGUAAGAAAACAAAAACCACCACCUGUGUAUAUGAAUCACUCACUACCACCCCCACCUCCUCCUCCCACUCAACCUGCUCAAGAAAAUAUCUGUGUAGUCACUCCCACAUCAUUAAAUAUUCCUGUUAUGGAAUACUGCAGUGAAAUGAUGACACCCAAAGUGCCAAGUGAGGAAAAUAUAACAAG
Limulus polyphemus (Atlantic horseshoe crab) is the source of this 1619-nucleotide messenger RNA. Its product is annotated as disks large 1 tumor suppressor protein-like. Gene Ontology annotation, biological process: chemical synaptic transmission. The record is from RefSeq and is a predicted model, not a curated record. Lineage: Eukaryota; Metazoa; Arthropoda; Merostomata; Xiphosura; Limulidae. The transcript has 12 exons. Gene Ontology annotation, cellular component: neuromuscular junction; neuron projection; postsynaptic density membrane. Gene Ontology annotation, molecular function: protein binding. The annotation marks the transcript as partial.